Molecule: messenger RNA, 813 nt
Organism: Medioppia subpectinata
Lineage: Eukaryota; Metazoa; Arthropoda; Arachnida; Sarcoptiformes; Oppiidae
Source: the annotation of a GenBank genome assembly
AGAAAGUUUGACAUUGGAUUAUACGUGACAAUGACUUCUAUAAACCCAUUGCGAGUCUAUAUUCUGGAUAACGAAGCUCUGCUCCGAUUCUGUGCCCGACCUUACCAUCCAUUCAAUAGCACUGAUUUAAAUUCAUAUGUUGUCGGCGAUGAUUACACGCCAACGUGGCUGAUGCCUUCUCUUCGAAAAUAUUUCAUUGAUCUCAACCUAAAUAUGAAAGAAUCGUUUAACGCAUACCUGAGGUCUUUGGGAAAAGAUCCCAAUUUUGUUUGGAAACAAAUUGAAGAUUCAAUAAAAACCGUUUAUUAUGCAAAAGAAGAACAAAUGCUUCGUUUGACCGAUACUUUUGAGACGACGAGACAUUUCUUUGAAAUGGUUCGCUUCGACUUCGCUUUAGAUGAAGACCUAAAUGUAUAUCUAAUGGAAGCCAAUAUGUCUCCCAACCUAUCGUCAGCCCAUUUCGCACCCAAUAAACUACUUUACGAACAAGUAAUAUUCAAUUUAUUAUCACUGGUAGGCGUCGCGCGAACUCUCGACACCAGAACGUGGACUAAUAGGAGUCCCGAUGACUACAAUAUGAUGGUCACGACGAAAGAGAUGUCAGUGAAUGAAGAGCUGUGCGCUAACGCUGAAUGUCAUUUGUCGUGUAAAGCGAGUGAAUGCGAUGUCUGUUAUCAUUGUUUAAAAGAUGAGCAAAAACUUGUGCUAAAAGAUGCCGUUUUGGAGCAACACUCCAAAUGGAUGGCCAAACGUCUCAUCCCUUCGACAUCUGAUGUGGAUCGAGUGAAUGCGAUGUCUGUUAUCAUUGUUUAA